Messenger RNA from Penicillium alfredii, 1083 nucleotides. Its product is annotated as PHD finger domain-containing protein. Gene Ontology annotation, molecular function: zinc ion binding. Lineage: Eukaryota; Fungi; Ascomycota; Eurotiomycetes; Eurotiales; Aspergillaceae. Bases 1 to 1083 code for a protein of 360 amino acids. The record is from RefSeq and is a predicted model, not a curated record. The transcript is spliced from 4 exons.
AUGCCCCAAUGGCAAUGGGAACACGUACGUUCUCGAGAGGAUGUGACUUGUUCCGGGGUAACCAAGCACGGAUCGCCGUGCAAACUUCGUGUGUGCCAAGCAAACAUCAAGGAAGCUUACCACAAGCUGAACUGUCUUGCACAACAUACAUUCGAUCUCUCAAGCCUACAGACAAGGCUCCGCGAAAUCAUCCCUCUCCUGCUUUGCAAGAGGUGGCACCAAGACCAAGCCGACGACGUCAGUCGAGCGUGGUACGCAGCCACUUGCACGGAAGAGUCACGAGCCCUUUUUCGAGGUCCGUCUAUCUCUGUGGAAAGGGACGUUCGUGACUCGCGAGAUGGCGGUAUCGUUCACCAGCACGCAACGGCCCCCACCUUAGCGGGAGAUAGAGGAUCCCAAGAUAUCGAUGUGCUUCCGCCUUAUGACCAACUAUGGCCACUGUCAUACCAGGACGCCGGUCGAGUAAUAUCAGGCAACGACCUUCGAGAGAAACAGGUGCCUUGGGAGAUCACACCCACUCAUCCAGCCAUCUUGGCGGUCGACAACACUAGCGGUGGAUCGCACUCUGUCCGAAUUCGCAGCUGUAGCGAUAGACCUAACCUUGAGGAUGUGGAGUGCCGUAUCUGCUUAGGUGGAGAUCGGGAUGAGUCUGUGGUUCUACAGUGCGAAGUUUGCACCAAUGUCGUCCACUUGGGAUGUAUGGAGGACUGGCUCACCAACCGGUCAUCGGUGAACCGCUUCUCCUGCCCAAUAUGUCGGGGCCAGCAAACGUUUGACGCCUUCCAUUGCUCAUCGGCAGUGGAUUACACAGACACGAACGUGGGUAACUUUCGAGAUUCAGCUUUGAGUGAACACGGUUCAGGCCGUACCUCACCCUCCGAGGAAACUCCCCGCUUCGUGAGGUCUUCCAGAGGCUCCUUUGUGGACCUUUCUACCCAGGCCUCUCACUCUGCGAUAACUCGUCUUCCCAACGACCCAGUCUGCGUCGGUCAACCCGACGAACACGACAACCGGAUUGGUUUCGGCAGUGGAUUUCAAUACCGCGACAGGAAUAGCGUGCAGGUUAGCAGACUUGAAGACUAG